AUGGAUGAAUCAAUGAAAAAAAUUAAUGUUGGAUUUUCUUCUUCCGGUGCCAUUGCAGCUGCGGUUGUUAGAUCGAUUUUUGUGAGGGAUAUAGGGACAGAAAUGACCCCUUCAAGAACAGAUACUCCGGUUAAAUCUACAACUCCGGUGACCAGGAGUUCGAUAGCUUCGGGAUCUUCAACGCCGGUCAAAUCUGUCGUGCUCUCUCUUAUUUUACUCAUAGGAUGGGAUCUGCUGCUGGAUAAGCUGCAGAGGUUGGUAAUGGAUGGAAUUUCUCGAUUGUUAAUGAUUCAAUCGGAAAUGGAGAGGCUGUCAUCAAAUCUGGAGAAGUUACGAGUCCUACUCAAUGGUAGCCCAGGUUGUACGGCGGUGAUGAUUCGCGAUAUUCGAUUCUUGAUUUACGAGGUGGAGGAUUUGGUGGACGAGAUCUUAUUGGAGGGUUUGAGAUUUCAGCUGAUUCAACAAAGGGGUUCGAAAGGAACAAAUGGCUGGUUCACUACAGUGGAGAAGUGCCUGACCGGAGUUCAGCUCCUCGGGUUCAACCUUUUAUUGAGGACUGAGAUUUGGGGUUUGAUACCCAGGAUCCAAGUGGUCAACCGCGGAUUGCUAGUUUAUCGAGACCCACUCAAAGCCGGCUCUCUCCUGCCACCAGGUCAACGGGGUCAACUGGGCGCACCGGGAGAUUCAGAUGAUGACACCCCUUUAUCGGAAAGAAGAAACGGGGUAGAAAUGGAAAGGUUUUGGAAGUACGAAGAAGAUAGCAUCGUGGGAAUUGAAGAUGCCAAGGAUCAAGUGACUCGGUUGUUGAUCGAGGAGAAAGAGGGAGGGAAAGGAUUCAAGAUGGUGGCCAUUUGUGGGAUGGCUGGUAUUGGCAAAACCACCCUCGCACGGUCUGUAUUCAAUGACCCCCCUGUUCGCCGGCACUUUGAUUGCUUUGCCUUGGCUUCCGUUGGCAGCUGUUUCCAGACUAGACUGGUUUUCCAAGAUAUUUUGCUCUCCCUUUGCUCCUGCCCUCCCCAAGAUCUGAUUCCCUACUCCGAUUCCGAGUUGGCUGAAAAGAUCUUCAAUGUCUUGCGAACCAGACGAUAUCUAAUUGUUUUAGAUGAUGUGUGGGACAACUCUGCUUGGGACUGCCUCAGUCUUGCUUUCCCUUCCUCAGAAAACACUGGCAGCCGAGUGCUGGUAACUACUCGUUAUCUUGGAGUUGCCCACAUGACAGCCUCAGGAAAUGGAUUUAUUUAUCCAAUGAGUUCUUUGAAUCAAGAGCAAAGUCUGCACCUACUCUUAAGCACAGCAUUCAGAGCUCAUUCUCCAGAUGCUUGGGACAUCCAAAACGUAACCAAAUAUGCUGAGGUUAUUGCUAAAAAAUGCUCGGGCUUACCACUGGCAAUUGUUGUGGUUGGAGGUAUACUGGCAUCGAAGAAGCCGACCCCAAAUGAAUGGAUGAUGAUUUCUCAUAAAAUUGGCUCCUUCCAAGAAAAUUCUGAUUUCCUGGGACCAGUUUUGAAUCUGUCUUAUGAUUCUUUGCCACAUCACUUGAAACUGUGCUUUCUUUAUUUAGGCAUCUUCCCAAAAGGUGCAGAGAUUAAGACAGAGACUUUAACUCAUUUGUGGUUGGCUGAAGGUCUUAUCAUACCCGAUAAAGAUACAAAUGCAAAAGUGUCAAUGAUGGACAUUGCUGAGUGGUAUCUAUAUGAAUUAUGCAUCAGAAGCUUGGUGUCUGUUCAUAAACACGAGGUUCCUACUGGUAGGUGGUUCAAAUCCUGCUAUGUUCAUGACUUGAUCCAUGACGAAUGCUUAUUGAAGCAAGUGGAAGGUGACUUUCUCGUCGCGCACUUCAGACGGGCUACUGACAUCAACUUGAGGUCAUCUUCUUUACCAUUUCCUAAGUCUAAAGUUCGCCGACUUGCUUUAUCUUUUCAAGUGGGAUUUCGUGAUUUCUAUAAGAAGGAUGUUUCUAGACAUCACCUUCAGUCCGUUUCAAACGGGUCAGCACUAAAAGAUCAUCAACAAUCAUCUCAGAAAUUAGCUGAUCAGUGCGAUCUCUCUAGGCUAAGGGUACUCUAUCUACGUAAUUCUAAAAUGUUGGAAUUGCCAGAAGCGCUGUGUCAGUUGAGUAACUUAAGAAGUCUUAGAACAUUGCACUUCGUUGGCUUCAACUUUAAUCUGACAAGUCCUCUUAAUGGAAUUGGAAAGCUAAGGUAUCUUAAGUGCCUUUCCUUAAGAAAUUGUUUCAUUAAAAGCCUUCCUUCAUCCAUAUGCAGCUUGCCAAACUUGGAAACACUAGAUCUGCAGGAAUGUACCAGAACCAAAAUAGUCAUACCAGUUGAGUUGCAAAAGUUGAUAUCCAUCAGAUAUCUCUAUUUGCCACGGCAAUUUGAAGUCCAGGGUGAUGAUAAACUGCAAUUUAAUGGGUUGACGAAUUUAGAGAUACUUGUGAACUUUGAUUCGAAACUUUGUGAAGUGAAAGAUCUACAAAGAUUAACUAAGCUUCAAAAAUUGGUUGCAACCAUAUCUGGUGAUCUAGAGGAACUGGCUGAAAUAAAUAACACCUUAAGGAUAAGUUUGAACAGCUUGAUCUUCUCCUCACUGCAGGUGAGGUUGCCUGUGCAUUGUUCAAUGAAAAACCACUUAGUUCUUCAAGAUGGACUUGAAUUUCCAAAUGUUAAGGUUUUGCGCCUCGAAGGCCACAUAGGCAAGAUCACCAUAAAUAUUGCUCAUAGCCUCUCUAAAAUUUCUCUUGCUGGUUCUGAGCUCAAUGAGGAUCCAAUGGAAAAAUUGGAGAAGUUGCCCAACUUGUUAGUCCUGACUUUUCGGAAUAAUGCCUUUGUGGGUAAGUGCAUGACCUGCUCUGAUUCUGGAAUGCCUCAGCUUAGGCAUCUGGCUUUCUUGAAUCUCGAUAACUUAAAGAACUUGGUAGUUAGGGAGGGAGGGAUGCCCAAUCUUUCCACAUUGGCGCUUGAAAGAUGCCAGAGUCUAAAGGAUCCACCUGAAGGAUUGAGUUCCCUUACGAGACUCCAGGAGUUAAAAGCUUUAUACAUGCCUAGUGAAUUCAUGGUUCAGGUGAACUUGGCUAGAGAGAUUUUGCGUCAGAACAAGUGUGCUUUUGUGAUUUCCUCCAUAUACUGGAGUGCACCAUCCCUGCAGAUUGUGAGGUCGGCUAUAUGGAUCAUAUGUCGCCAUCGUGUACGGGUUGAGGAAAGAGCUGUUGAACCUGAAGUUUGGAGUCUGUGGAAAUCAAGAGCCCUCUCAUACUUGCUGGAUAAGAGAACUAUUAGACUGGUUUCAGGUGCAAAAUUACUGUUGUCAGCACCAAAGCAUCAAUGGGUAGAGGUGCUUAGAAGAAUGGCUAUCUCAGAUGAAACAGAUGAUUACUAUGAAAAGAUUCUUUUGUUAUCUGGAAGUAUUGGCAGCAAAUGGAGUUCUUUAAUUGAAAAGGUAAUAUCAAGUUCUUAUAAAUCUGUCACCAUCUCGAAACUAUACCGUGAAGUACAAGACCUGCUUUUUAGAAGAUCACAGAAUCCUUGCUUUGAAGAACAUGCGUCCACAGAGGAAAAAGGUGCUCUUGAGUACUUGGAGGAUGUUUUGACCAACAAAGUUCAUUGUUUGUUGAAAUUAUUUCCUAUUAUUCCAGCAGCGGCAAUUCCUUUAAGGUCACCAUUAUUGAAGUCAUAUCUUAUUGAACUAGAGAGUAGGAUGAGAGGAGACUCGUCUGCAAUCAGAUGUUGCAAUUGUGUUAUGGAUCGGAAGAACCAUACAGAAUGUGAAGUUGCAGAGAGAAUUUGGUGUCUCUAUAUUUUCCAUGCUUGUGGUUCCUGGGUUGAAAGAAGAGUUCCUGUCAAAUGUUUUCAAGGGUCUUAUCAUGUGGCAAAGCGGUUAGUUUGGAGGUUCAAAUCAGAAUGGAAACCUAUAGCUCAGAGGUGGCAGAGAAGCACUACUUCACGGUACAGUUACGAUGCCCAGAGCUAUUCACAGAACUUCGACGAUGACUGUUCCAAUGAGCAUCGAUCACCUCUUGCUCCUAGUCCCAGAUGA
Messenger RNA from Oldenlandia corymbosa var. corymbosa, 4035 nucleotides. NCBI's taxonomy places the organism in Eukaryota, Viridiplantae, Streptophyta, Magnoliopsida, Gentianales, Rubiaceae. The record is from the annotation of a GenBank genome assembly.